GCGGACGCCGCCACCUGAUCCCAUCCAGGCGCGGAGAGGAGAGCGACGGGCACUCCGUGCGCAGGGCCCCGGCGCCCUCGGACCCGCAGCGGACUUCAGGAGAAGGGUUGGGAGGUAGCGGCGACCACUCACCACCCGAGUCUGAGGCAGAGUCCGUGCGUGCGCUGCCUCUCAGGAACACUGGCCCUGCUACCAGAGCCUCAGGAGCCCCCAUGAGUGCUGGCGAAGGGUGUCCUGGAUAGCAAGACCCUGGCUAGUCCAGGGGUGGCUACUCCAUCAUGCCACCCAUCCUCCAGCGCCUACAGCAGGCCACCAAGAUGAUGAGCCGCAGGAAAAUCCUGCUGCUGGUGCUAGGGUGUAGCACCUUGAGCCUCCUCAUCCACCAGGGUGCACAACUCAGCUGGUACCCCAAGCUGUUCCCUCUGAGCUGCCCGCCUCUGCGGGACUCGCCACCGCGCCCCAAGCACAUGACCGUGGCCUUCCUGAAGACGCAUAAGACUGCGGGCACCACGGUGCAGAACAUCCUGUUCCGCUUCGCCGAGCGCCACAACCUGACGGUGGCCCUGCCGCACCCGAGCUGCGAGCACCAGUUCUGCUAUCCCCGCAACUUCUCGGUGCACUUCGUGCACCCGGCCACGCGCCCGCCGCACGUGCUGGCCAGCCACCUGCGCUUCGACCGCUCGGAGCUGGAGCGCCUCAUGCCGCCGGGCACCGUCUACAUCACCAUCCUGCGUGAGCCGGCCGCCAUGUUCGAGUCCCUCUUCAGCUACUACAACCAGUACUGCCCUGCUUUCCGGCGCGUGCCCAACGCGUCGCUCGAGGCCUUCCUGCGCGCGCCCGAGGCCUACUACCGCGCGGGCGAGCACUUCGCCAUGUUCGCGCACAACACGCUGGCCUACGACCUGGGCGGCGACCACGAGCGCAGCCCGCGCGAGGACGCCGCCUACCUGGCGGGCCUCAUCCGCCAGGUGGAGGAGGUCUUCUCGCUGGUCAUGAUCGCCGAGUACUUCGACGAGUCGCUCGUGCUGCUGCGGCGCCUGCUGGCCUGGGACCUGGAGGACGUGCUCUACGCCAAGCUCAACGCCCGCGCCGCCAGCUCGCGCCUGGCCGCCAUCCCCGGGACGCUGGCGCGGGCCGCGCGCGCCUGGAACGCGCUCGACGCCGGCCUCUACGACUACUUCAACGCCACCUUCUGGCGCCGCGUGGCGCGCGCCGGCCGGGCCUGCGUGGAGCGCGAGGCGCGCGAGCUGCGUGAGGCCCGAGAGCGCCUGCUGCGGCGCUGCUUCGGCGACGAGCCUGUUCUACGGCCGGCCGCGCAGAUCCGCACCAAGCAGCUGCAGCCGUGGCAGCCCAGCCGCAAGGUGGACAUCAUGGGCUACGACCUGCCCAGCGGUGGCGCCGGCCCUGCCACUGAGGCCUGCCUCAAGCUGGCCAUGCCCGAGGUACAGUACUCCAACUACCUGCUGCGCAAGCAGAAGCGCCGGAUCGGUAUGCGGGCCCGGCCCGAACCGGUCCUGGACAAUCCCCCGCCGCCUCGGCCCAUCCGGGCACUGCCCCGCGGCCCCCCGGGCCACUGAACUCCGGGAGUCUGCCCUGGUAGUCAGACCUGGGGCUACCUCCAAGCCCUGCCUCAUCCAGGACCCUACUCCGGAGGGGCUUAAGCGCCUCGCAGUACUUGGGGGUGCAUCACCCUAUCUGAGCCAGCCUCCCUACGGUGGGCUGAACCCCGCCUUCUGGGAGGGUGCUGAUAGGCCCGAUCGAGCCCCGGGCCAUCCUCUCCUUCCUAAUUGGUUGGUGACUUUUACUGGAGGUUUGAGACCUGUCCAUAACUGUCCAUUCUGCCUUUUUCUGGGGUUUGAGCCCUCUUUUCCAGGCGGAUGAACCCAGGCCGCAGAGAGGGGCUCUGCCUGCCAGCCUCCCCGAGCUCUCGCUCUUCAAAAGUCCCCAAACCAUCUGUCUUCCAGGUUCCACCCUCACCACAGAUCUAAGCUGCUCCCAGACUCCCAGAACCACGAGUUCUUGGGUUGGGGUUUUUGUUUGUUUGGUUUUUCUUUUUUUUUUAAAUAAAAUAUCGUUAAAAUGUGCG
Molossus molossus (Pallas's mastiff bat) is the source of this 2086-nucleotide messenger RNA. RefSeq names its product galactose-3-O-sulfotransferase 3 (gene GAL3ST3). Gene Ontology annotation, molecular function: galactosylceramide sulfotransferase activity. Lineage: Eukaryota; Metazoa; Chordata; Mammalia; Chiroptera; Molossidae. The transcript has 4 exons. The coding region runs from base 279 to 1577 and encodes 432 amino acids. The record is from RefSeq and is a predicted model, not a curated record. Gene Ontology annotation, cellular component: membrane. Gene Ontology annotation, biological process: glycolipid biosynthetic process.